CAUAAGUUUGGUCCUACUAACCAAACAGCUGAUUAGGAAAAAUUAAAUUAAGGAACAAAUCUAUAUCAUAUAGCGGACAAAUACAUAUGUUUUGCCGACGCUCAUUGUUGGGCGUAACGACUAGAUGCCUACGGCUUCCGUCUACGCAGCAACUCACAUCUGGUCAGCCUGAAAAUGACCUAGCCAGCGGCCUCUUGCACGCCUUCUCGGAUGCAGAUAGUCUAAAGAUUCUCAAGACGAUAAAUGAAAGCGGCAUGAAUGAGCUAGCCAGAUACGACAUAUCCAAGGCGAGGGCCACGAAGCUUCAAAAUUGGAAGGACCGUCAUGGACCGCUGCAGAAACUCAGUGACAUCCUAUAUGUAGAGGGAUUCGGACUGAAGGUGACCACCAAAUUCUUUACAAGUUUGCUUGCGCCAGUGAGCACUGGGAGUAUUACAGAAGACCUCCAAAUUAAGACAAAAGCUGCACGAGUCGCGCCCUUUAUAACACCGGCCAUGGACGAGGAACAGCGUUCCCGGAUAGCAUCUGCCGUAGGGGUGCGUAUCGGAGUGACCAGUGUAAGCUGGGCACGAUUGAAGAUUGGGGGCGACGAAGCUCCAUGUCUGCUCACGCACUGGCAACACCAUGAGCUGAACGACAAGAAGCUGCAUUUGUCAGAACUUUCCCGCCGCUGCCUCUAUGUCUUUCACCAGAUACCGGAUGCAGAUUGCUACGUCAUGGAGAGUCCACAAAUGGCGCAAGCCAGCAGCAACCCGGGGAGCAUCGAUCAGCAGAACGUAAACAUACAAAAGGCACAGGUGUAUGCAAUCAUGAGCUUUUCCUUGAUGGCCCGUUCAGAUAGCGACGAGAACCAAAAGAACAACGUAUACUACAUGCGACGUUUUCUCUCAGCCCGACUGUUUAAUCACCUGGUGGGUACUGAGCGCGUGUCCUCUGAGGACACGAUAUUGGCCAUGAUGAACGUGGAACAUCAGAUCCCCGAAACAGAGUCCUCAAUAAAUCUGCACAAACAGGUCCACUUUCCCGCUGACCUACGCCAUCUAUUUUCGCAGCAAGAGCGCUACCAGCGCGAACUUUUAGGCCAGGCACUUCUUCUCAGCUUAGCUUUUACUCGUCUCGUGCUUCAACAAGAUCCGCAAAGUAUCGCAUCGGUGACGCGCAACUCCAAAGACUCCACUCAAAGCCGGACCUCUUGAAAAGCUACAAGUACCAAAGGCCGUUUUUCCAUUGCAACUUUGUAAUUUAAUAAACAACAAAUGUUGCGCUCUGCGGAAAAUUUUCAGGAAAAGGCCUGCAAAAAGUUACCAGUAGUGGAGGCCGUUUUGCCAUUUGCAAUAACUUUGUAUUAUAAUAAACCAAUGCAAAAUUA
Drosophila santomea is the source of this 1369-nucleotide messenger RNA. RefSeq lists its product as uncharacterized. Gene Ontology annotation, cellular component: mitochondrial nucleoid. Bases 87 to 1196 code for a protein of 369 amino acids. Gene Ontology annotation, biological process: mitochondrial transcription; transcription elongation by mitochondrial RNA polymerase. NCBI's taxonomy places the organism in Eukaryota, Metazoa, Arthropoda, Insecta, Diptera, Drosophilidae. The transcript has 2 exons. The record is from RefSeq and is a predicted model, not a curated record. Gene Ontology annotation, molecular function: DNA polymerase processivity factor activity.